Messenger RNA from Sphaeroforma arctica JP610, 228 nucleotides. RefSeq lists its product as hypothetical. The annotation marks the transcript as partial. The record is from RefSeq and is a predicted model, not a curated record. The transcript has a single exon. Lineage: Eukaryota; Ichthyosporea; Ichthyophonida.
AUGGCAUUGCUAGAAUUUUAUUUUGACACUGAUGCCUGUGAUCCUCACUGUAUCCAUCCAGCGUUUCGCAAUAGUACGACAUCGGCGGUAGCGCCUCGACAGAACAAAAAUUACGAAAGUGCGGCGUCGGAUGGCGACAUUGAGUGGGUGGGCAAGAGACUGGAAAGGGAAUUGGGCGAGAUGUUCCGAGAUCACACGAACAAAUUGAAUACAGACUACAAUGGCAAG